AUGGGAAGGGUAGGUGAAUAUGAAGUAUUAGAGACCCUUGGCUCAGGGGCAUUUAGCAAGGUCAAGAAAGUGCGGCAUAUCCCUACCGAUGUGUGUUUCGUCGCAAAAAUCAUCCCCAAGACCAAUCAGCGUGUGGAAAAUGACGUGCGACUAGAAAUUUCAAUCCUUCGUAGACUAAAGCAUCGCAACAUCGUUCAAUUAGUGGAGAUUUUGGAGAGCCCCAACAAUUACUACAUUAUUCUUGAGCCGGUGCUUGGCGGAGAUGUAUGUAGAUUAAUUCUCUCCCAAGAUGGGUGUCUUUCAGAAGAUAUUGUGGCUACACUCUUCUUCCAGCUUGUGGCCGGUGUGCGUGUUUGUCACCAGAAUGGUGUCGCCCAUAGGGAUCUAAAACCAGAAAAUCUGCUUUUGACUGAAGGGAGCGUAUUAAAAAUAUCCGACUUUGGAUUGAGUCGACUGCACAAGCAGAGUAACUUCCGUGCUGAACUCAACGAAUAUGCCCAUACACUCACGGGUACCUUGGCAUAUGUAGCCCCGGAGGUUUUGGGUGGCACCUAUGAUGCUUUCAAGGCAGAUAUCUGGUCUAUGGGAUGUAUCCUAUACGUGUUGCUGACUGGCUGCUUCCCCUUUGGGUACACUACAGACGCUCGGGAGCUGGAAGAACGUAUCAAAUUGGGCCGGAUUUGUGAGAUGCCAAAAACAGUUAGCAAAAAUGCGAGGGAGUUAACACUUUGGCUAAUGUCCCGUAACCCAGAUGACAGACCCUCUUUAGAUCAGGUGGCUUUGCAUCCUUUUCUGGCGGAUCACGUACCUAUGAGGCAUAUUGAAGCACUUACAAGGAGUACUCAACCACUUCCCUUAGCGGCGAAUCCUGCAGAGUUUAGUAGUGAAGUACCUGAAGAAGAUAGACAGGCAAGUGAAAGGGCCCCCAAUAUUUUGAGCGCAGCGGAAACUCGAGAGAAUCCUAUGAAAUCCCCCGAAGACAGUUCAACAGGUCAAUCGGCACAACGAAGCAGGGCGGAACAAACUGAUACUAGCUCGAGACGUCGUUUUAUUCGCUAG
This is a messenger RNA of Trypanosoma grayi, 1059 nucleotides long. Its product is annotated as putative protein kinase. NCBI's taxonomy places the organism in Eukaryota, Euglenozoa, Kinetoplastea, Trypanosomatida, Trypanosomatidae. Bases 1 to 1059 code for a protein of 352 amino acids. The record is from RefSeq and is a predicted model, not a curated record. Gene Ontology annotation, biological process: intracellular signal transduction; protein phosphorylation. The transcript has a single exon. Gene Ontology annotation, cellular component: cytoplasm. Gene Ontology annotation, molecular function: protein serine/threonine kinase activity; ATP binding.